Molecule: messenger RNA, 4865 nt
Organism: Numida meleagris (helmeted guineafowl)
Lineage: Eukaryota; Metazoa; Chordata; Aves; Galliformes; Numididae
Gene: DENND2B
Product: suppression of tumorigenicity 5
Exons: 22
Coding region: 604-4053 (1149 amino acids)
Biological process (GO): positive regulation of ERK1 and ERK2 cascade
Source: RefSeq, a predicted model, not a curated record
CGCAGCGCGCUCUUGUUUCCCCUCGUCCUUUCCCGGAGAGGCCUCGAGCGCUGCCCGCGUUCUCACGGACAGAACCGGCGCUGCUCCUCGGGGCGGGAGCCUGGCUGACGGGCUCUCGGUUCUCCCCUCCUCCCCCUGCCCGUCGCGUCUCCCCGCCGCCCCGGAGGGCUGCUCCGCUCCGCUGCCCUCCCCGCCCGGCGAGGACCCGACUCGUGUCCGCGGAGCGGGGCUCUUUGUUGGCGGCCGGCUGGCUGCUUCCCAUUAAUCUCCCGCUCUGGCCGUGGCCGUCCCCACUUCCUGCCUUGGCAUACUUCUCUCUCCCUCGAUCUCAAUCCCUUCCCUCCUCCUUCCCUUCCUCCCUGCCCCCUCCCCUUCUUUCCCUCUUCUCGGCUUCUCCAAAAGAGCUACGACCGCCCGUGCUGCGGGACGGGGGCUGCGGGCGUCGGGAGCUCUCCCCUGCGCGCCUCGAAACAUGAAAGGAUGCAGGAAGUCCUGAGUGACCGCAAUGAAUACCUGCGCUAAUUAAGUCACUGGCUGGGUACUGGGAGAGAGCAAGAUAUCCAGAUUUCUAGAAAGCAGAAAUGACCAUGACUGCCAACAAGAAUGCCACUGUCAACAGCAGAGCUGGAGGGAGUAAAGUGCCUCAGGACACUCUGGAUAGGACAUUCAUCCAGAUGGAGCGCAGUCUGCCUGUACUCGCAAAUGAGUGAUUUCCUGACUAGUGGACAAGAGCUGUGUUCAGAGCCAGGCUCAGUGCUGUGGGUGAACAGGUGUCAGUCAGUCUCUCCACCGCCUCUUUUGUCCCCACCAAGAAGCCCAGCCUACCCCCUCAGUGACAGCGAGGACUCUUGCCACUCCACGCGUCUCACCAAAGCCUCUGGCUCCCGGCUGCGUCUCAAGGACUGGAGCAGUCGUGCAUCCGCGCUGCACAGCACCUCCACGAGCCCAUCGGACACUGACUCUCCCAGCCACCCUCUCAAAGCUGUCAGCGUGGGAGCUUUGGAUAAAAGGCUGUCUGUGUUCAAGGCGGAGGACCAAAAGGAGACCCCAAAGGAGGCUCAGGAUGGGGAUGCAAUAGGGAGCCAUCCUCUGGCCCGGAGCACUCUGUCCCUAGGCACUGCUGUGAACCUGAGGAACCUCUCCCUCAGCCGGACGAGCGUCCGCUCCCAGGUGCUGGACAUCAGGCAGAAGAUCACAGAAUGGGAGUGUCGUCGGGAGCCGUCUCCCAGGAUGAACACGUGUGUGGACAAGAGGGAUGCUGGGGAGAGGUCGGGCAGUGAGAGCUGCCCUAGCGUGCUGACCUCUCCUUGCAGCGACAAGACCUUUGAUUUCAAAGGGUUCAGAAGAAUGAGCCGAACAUUUUCUGAGUGCUCCUACCCAGAAACAGAGGAGGAGGAACUGCUGGACAGGGAUUCCUGCCAUCGGGUAGAAAAGAGACCAGGCAGGAGCGACCUUCCUUCUGCCACUUUUCUCAAGGGCCACGUGAGGAAAGAGUCCUCUGCUGUGCUCAACAGAAUACAGAAGAUCGAGCAAGCGCUAAAAGAGCAGCCUGGCCGGGGCCUCCCCCAGUUACCAAGCAGUUGUUACAGUGUUGAUAAAGGGAGGAAAAAGUCUCUGAGUGCUGUGGAGGGACUGAGUGAAAACCUAAGUAAUAGCAAAGGAGGCAGUGUUAUUUUGGGGAGUGAACCAGAAACACCUACUGAGGCUGAGAUAAGCAGUAAGACAAAGCAGGGGGUUACCGCAAACUCUGCUGACCCUAAACUGCUUCUUGAAAGCGCAGCGAACGCCGUGGUGAAUCCUGUCCCCAAGCCCAAACGCACCUUUGAGUACGAAGCAGACAAAACCCACAAAAGUAAACCAAGCAAUGGCCUACCUCCAUCUCCUACGCCUGCUGCUCCUCCCCCCCUCCCAUCUACCCCCGCACCCCCUGUGACCAGACGGCAGAAGAAAGAGUCGCGCUUUCACAGAAAAUCCCAGAAUAGAAAAUCCUUUGAGUUUGAGGAUGCGUCAAGUCUGCAGUCAUUGUACCCUUCCUCCCCAACUGAAAAUGGGACUGAGAGCCAGCACAAAUUUGGAUCUAAGAGCACUUUAGAAGAAAAUGCCUAUGAAGACAUUGUAGGAGAGUCUUCCAAGGAAAACCCAUAUGAGGAUGUGGAGCUGAAAGGCCGUCACGCGGGCCGAAAAUCCCAUCAGCUCUCCGAGAACUCCCUAGAUUCUUUGCACAGGAUGUGGACUCCGCAGGACAGGAAAUACACAUCACCUCCCCAGCUACCUUCAAAGCCCAGCAGCCAGUCUCUGCGCGUUGGGAACUGGUCAGAAAGGAAGAGCCACCGCUUACCACGGUUACCCAAGCGGCACAGCCAUGAUGAUAUGCUGCUGCUGGCUCAGCUUGGCAUUCCCUCCUCCCCCUCCAGCCUCAAUGAGGACAGUCUGAGUACCGCAAGUGAGCUGCUAUCUACGCGCCGGGCCAGGAGGAUCCCAAAGCUUGUCCAGAGAAUCAAUUCCAUCUACAGUGCAAAAAGAGGGAAAAAACGGUUGAAGAAACUUUCCAUGUCCAACAUUGAGACUGCAUCCCUGAGAGAUGAGAACAGCGAGAGUGAGAGUGACUCAGAUGACAGGUUUAAAGCUCAUACCCAGCGCCUAGUGCAUAUCCAGUCAAUGCUGAAGAGAGCUCCAAGUUAUCGAACCCUGGAACUGGAGCUAAUUGAAUGGCAGGAACGGGAGUUAUUUGAAUAUUUUGUGGUAGUAUCACUGAAAAAGAAGCCCUCUAAAAACACUUACCUCCCAGAAGUGACGUAUCAGUUUCCCAAGCUAGAAAGGCCAACCAAGCAAAUGCGUGAAGCGGAGGAGCGUCUCAAGGCCAUCCCUCAGUUCUGCUUUCCUGAUGCUAAAGACUGGCUCCCUGUCUCUGAAUACAACAGUGAGACUUUCUCUUUCAUGUUGACUGGGGAAGAUGGGAGUCGGAGGUUUGGCUAUUGCAGGAGGCUGUUGCCAAGUGGAAAAGGGCCACGCCUACCUGAAGUCUAUUGUGUCAUCAGCCGCCUGGGGUGCUUUGACUUAUUUUCCAAGAUCCUGGAUGAGGUUGAAAGGAGAAGGGGCAUAUCUGCUGCUUUGGUUUAUCCAUUUAUGAGGAGUUUGAUGGAAUCUCCUUUUCCUGCACCUGGAAAGACAAUCAAAGUCAAAACCUUUCUGCCUGGAGCUGGCAACGAGGUCAUUGAGCUGCGGCGGCCAAUGGACUCGCGUCUGGAACAUGUGGACUUUGAAUGCCUUUUCAAGUGCCUCAGUGUGCGUCAGAUCAUCAGGAUCUUUGCUUCUCUCCUCUUGGAGCGGCGUGUCAUUUUUGUAGCAGACAAGCUCAGCACCCUCUCAAGCUGCUCACACGCCGUGGUGGCCCUGCUGUACCCCUUCUCCUGGCAGCACACCUUCAUCCCCGUUCUGCCCUCGUCCAUGAUCGACAUCGUGUGCUGCCCUACGCCCUUCCUGGUGGGCCUGCUCUCCAGCUCUCUGCCCAAGCUGAAGGAGCUGCCUGUGGAGGAGGCUUUGAUGGUUAAUCUGGGAUCAGAUCGAUUCAUCAGACAGAUGGAUGAUGAAGACACGCUAUUACCUAGAAAGCUGCAAGCUGCUCUGGAGCAGGCUCUAGAGAGAAAGAAUGAACUGAUAAAUCAGGAUUCAGAUAGUGAUUCAGAUGAUGAAUGUAACACCCUGAAUGGAUUAGUGUCUGAGGUUUUUAUCCGAUUCUUUGUGGAGACAGUUGGCCAUUAUUCCCUGUUCCUAACCCAGAAUGAAAAAGGAGAGCGUGUCUUCCAAAGGGAGGCAUUCCGUAAAUCCGUGGCCUCCAAGAGCAUCCGCCGCUUCUUGGAAGUGUUCAUGGAAUCCCAAAUGUUUGCUGGUUUCAUCCAGGACAGAGAACUGAGAAAAUGCAGGGCAAAAGGUCUCUUUGAGCAGAGGGUUGAACAGUAUUUGGAAGAGCUUCCGGACACUGAACAAAGUGGAGUGAACAAGUUUCUGCGAGGCCUUGGAAAUAAAAUGAAGUUCCUUCACAAGAAGAACUGAUCCCUUUCUGCUGAACCACCAACCCAAAGACUACGUAUGACACUGUGCUUGGGACACCUGCAGCUCCAGACCUGGAUGUGGGAGAAUAAAAAAAGCUGACUGCAGCUUUGAGUGAUUGCCCAUGCUGUUACAGAGUGUCCGUGUAUUUGGACAGAAUUUGUAAAUACUGUGCUGUAAGCUUUUGUAACUGAUUUUGUAAUGAGCAAAGAAAACUGUGGUAAAUAUUUGUAUAUUCCUGAGAAUAACAGGUGCUUUCUUUAGUAUGAGUUGAGUUAUGCUUGGUGCAAAGAUGAGUAGCUGACUGCGUGCAGCUCUCAGCAGAACCACUGACUUCAGGGGAUGUUUGUGAGAACUACACUGAUGCCUGAGUACUGCGGUAACGAAUGGACCUGUGGGUCUGUGGGAGAGGUUGUGUGUGCGAGGGCUGGCUUCGUGUGGCAGAGCUGGUAUAUUUUUUUCCUAAUUUUCUUUCUCAUUAAUUUUAAAAACGAAAUAAGAACGUAACUUGAUAAUGAGGUACUUGGUUCACAAUACAAAGCUUCCACUUGGUUUGAACGCUGGUCAGUAAACUCCUUGUAAUCCAUUCUGCACUAAGACUGCUAACUGUGAGGAGAGCUCCAUUCUUUGACAUGCAAGCUGCAACGUAUAGGUACAGUACGUCCUUUCCUCAUGUAUGUAUGUAUGGUUCCCAAUAAACCGUGUAAAUAUACCUGUUUUAUAGUCUUUGUGUACUUCUGAUGUUGAGUGGGUACAGAACCAGAGGAACUUGUGAAUGUGAAUUUGCAAUUAAAAUACAAAAUGGUUGUUACGAA